GAGUUAUCUACAAUACGAUGGAAUGAAAUACACUUCCGGAAUGUAAACGAUGCAUUUCCCCACGUAGUGUUCAAGUUUUGAUAAUAUGUUUAGUAUCAAUAGUAAUGCACAGAUUUGAAUUGUUGUAAUACCAUGUCUGAAACUAAUUAUCAUGGUAGUUUAUUGCCAAAACAUGCAAUCUAUCACUCAUCAGGAAUGUUUCCUGUUAAAUCAAAUCAACAAUUAGAUAAAUGUUUGUCGGUGUAUUUGGUAUUUCUGGUAGUGGCCAAGUUCCUGCGAGCAGUCGGCCUUUUUAUCUCGUACGAUUUGUUGAAGAUCAUCCCAGUAGUGCAAUAUCUCUUCAUCAUCAGGUUUUGGAAUGCCAUCCCCCUUUUAGUUCUACAGAAACCAUUUUCUUCAGGGAAGAGAUUAAGUAACCAUCAGUUAUUCCGCGUAUUCCGCCAUGCAGUGGUCGGGGCGUUCAUUAGUCUCCUGUGGUUCUUUGGCCUAACACUCUGUGGUCCUCUGAGAACCAUUCUCCUGUUUGAACAUAGUGAUCUUGUGAUCAUAGCUGGGGCUAGUGCCCUCUUCACCAGCAAUGGAGGAGGACCAGCUAAGACUAGAGGUGCCAUAUUUUUCCUUGUUGCAGUCAUCACUUUACUUCUGUUUGACCAUGAUGAAAAAUUAGAUCACCUUGGUGACCAUGAACCUAAGGAUAAACAUCAUACUAUAUUUUCACAUCUGUUUUACCACACUGUUAAUUUCAUUGGCUGGUCUGAUCACAAGGGAGGUGUAGUUCUACUGGCCUUGACCUUGUGUAUGCAGGUGGGGUAUAACAGUGCUUCUCGUAAACUGUCAGUAGAUGUGGGAGGGGCCAAAAAGUUGCAUGCUCUCUCCACUCUGGCUCAGGCAACAGUCCUCUGUCCCUGGGCAGCCUUUAUCUAUUUCACCAGAGAGUCUGACGUAGAAUCCUGGUGGUAUUUAGUCAUCCCCAUGGGAUUAGUGGUGCUUUUUGUCUUUUUGUUUGACUUUUACAUUGAAGCAGUGGCCUCUAAUCACUUGCAAGGGCCUCAAACAGCUGUAUAUGGCACCUAUGCCAUUUUUAUCAGUGCUCUGUUGCUAGGAGUGACAUGGAAUCAUCCCAUGGUGUCAUGGAUCACCACGGUAACCAAAGAUAUUAUUACCGAGGAUCACGUGUUGUCUGGAGGGGUAGUGUUCAGUUUGAUGACAUUUAUUUUAGCCACAAGUAUGUUAGGAUGGCCAGGCCGAAGCAGCAAGGCAGGCAGUUUUAUUGGCUAUUCCUCAUCAGGGCAGCCACUAUACAGCUUCAACAGUGAUGCCAUCGCUCGCACCUCACACUCCAUAGCUGCCGUGCUGAAAAGUGGCCUGAAGCAUAUUUUGGAGGAGUCCGAUUCCAGAAAAAUAUUUUAUUUCUUAUGUAUCAAUCUAAUGUUUACAUUUGUGGAGUUGGUGUAUGGAGUUUGGACCAACAGCCUGGGCCUGAUAUCAGAUGGUUUUCACAUGCUGUUUGACUGCUCCGCCCUAGUAAUGGGGUUGUAUGCUUCAGUAAUGACACGAUGGAAACCCACUCGUAUAUUUUCGUAUGGCUAUGAUCGGGUUGAGGUCCUGUCAGGGUUCAUUAAUGGCCUGUUCCUGGUUGUGAUUGGCGUCUUUGUUUUCACGGAGGCCCUUGGGAGAUUGGUAGAGCCACCAGAAGUUUCCACAGAACGACUCCUUGCUGUGUCAGUUUUAGGCUUACUAGUCAAUUUGUUUGGAAUCGUCGCAUUCCGAAGCUCACAUUCUCAUGGUCACAGCCAUGGAGGUCAUGGACAUAGUCAUGGGGGUCAUCACCAUGGCCACAGUCAUGGAGGUGAAGGUCAUUUGGAGAGAAAUGCCAAUAUGGAAGGUGUGUUUUUGCAUGUUUUGGCUGACACCUUGGGCAGCGUGGGAGUCAUCAUAUCAUCCCUCCUGAUUGAGAACUUUGGCUGGAAUAUUGCGGAUCCCAUCUGCUCUCUAUUUAUAGCUACUAUGAUCCUGCUGAGUGUCCUUCCAUUGCUGAGGGAGACCUCCUUGAUUCUUCUUCUCCGAACCCCAUUGGACUUAGACACCGAAAUUACAGAAAUUCUGCAGAAGAUCAUGUCACUAGAUGGCAUUCUGACUUACCGCCGCCCCCAUAUCUGGAAUCAUACGUCCUCAAAGCUUUACGGAACGCUCCAUGUGCAGGUAUCUCCUCAAGUCAGUGAACAAAAGAUAGUAGCUCAGGUAACCAAUAUAUUUAAGGAAAAUGGUGUGACAAACUUAGUUGUCCAGGUCGAGAAGGAGUCUUAUUUCUAUCAUCUGUCUGGGCUUGGAGCUAGUUUUGAUCAAACAACAGACUUUGGAAGUAGACCAGAACAAUUUAAAGUGGAGGCAAUCAAAGCGAUAUAACAAAUUAACCAAACAAGGGAGGGGUGUUAUUGUUAUGUACAAUUUUUUUUGCAUUGAGAUGAUUCUCAGAUUUAUACUUUAUCUUAUCUUGUGAUACAGUGUAUAUUGUUUAUUUUAUUUAUUUUAUUAAAUUUUUUUGUCACUUGU
Molecule: messenger RNA, 2553 nt
Organism: Ostrea edulis (European flat oyster)
Lineage: Eukaryota; Metazoa; Mollusca; Bivalvia; Ostreida; Ostreidae
Product: proton-coupled zinc antiporter SLC30A5-like
Exons: 17
Coding region: 133-2406 (757 amino acids)
Biological process (GO): zinc ion transport; transmembrane transport; intracellular zinc ion homeostasis
Cellular component (GO): Golgi apparatus; membrane
Molecular function (GO): zinc ion transmembrane transporter activity
Source: RefSeq, a predicted model, not a curated record